CAAUUUUUGAGACGAAGACCACCCUCCUCCUCCUUCUCUUCUCUUCUCUUCUUUCUCGACACUCUCACUCCACCGCAGAUACUCUCUCUCCUCCUUCAUCUUGAUCGAGAAUCGAAGCUCAACUUUGCGUCGCCCACACGCACUUCCUUCAUCGAUUCGAACCUUCUCGAUCCAAGGGAGAUAAGCUAAUGGCGGAUGACAAAGACAAAGGCGCUGAAGGCGACAAGAACGACGCCGCUUCCGUCGCGACGCCUCCGGCGGUGCCGAAGAAGAAGCGGAGGGGAUUCUUCGCCAGAAUGUUUACCGGAAUGUUUCGGCACGGUGACGAUUUCGAGAAGCGGCUGCAGUAUCUAUCUAAGGAGGAGGUUACGGUGGUGAACAGAAUCAACCGGAGGGCUCUCAACCGGAGAAACUUCACCAGAAACGUCGUCGCCUUCUCUAUUUUCUUCGAGAUAAUUGCAAUUGGUUAUGCCAUUGCCACCACGAGAACGACCGAUUUGGAUUGGAGGACCAGGACAUUUCGAAUUUUGCCCAUGUUUCUUUUUCCUGCUUUGUCUGCCUUUACUUAUACAACAUUUAUAAACUACACAAGGAUGCGGGAUCGUAAGGAUAAUAAGACUCUGGAAAGGCUCCGGGCUGAGAAGCAAGCAAAAAUUGACGAACUUAAAGAGAAGACAAACUAUUACUCUACUCAACAGCUUAUUCAGAAAUAUGAUGCUGACCCUGCAGCCAAGGCAGCUGCUGCAACUGUCCUCGCAUCUAAGCUGGGUGCCGAUUCAGGCUUAAGAUUCCAUGUAGGAGAUGAAUCAAAAGCUAAUGCCUCAUCUGGGAGAAGCAGGGAUGUUGAACUUGCCCAUUCUGGUGAACUUCGAAAUCGGAAAACAGGCCUCACCAGAUCUACAAGUACAGGGAGUGCACAAAUGCUUUAUUCUGAGCAAGAGACUCCUCAUACUGUUGGCUCUGAGAAUCCCCAGACUGCUAAGCCUGGUCAGCUGGUAGUUGCUCAUCAGAAUCCUCAAUCAUAUGCUACACAAGAUGGAAAUUGGAUUGCUCGGCUUGCGGCAUUACUUGUGGGUGAAGAUCCCACACAAUCAUAUGCCCUCAUAUGUGGCAAUUGUCAUAUGCACAAUGGGCUUGCUAAGAAGGAGGAUUUCGCGUACAUCACUUAUUAUUGCCCACACUGUCAUGCUCUAAAUAGGCCAAAACAUUUGGAAGGGGCUGAUCCUGGUUCUAGCACUCCUAAUUCGGGACCUAUGGUAGCAGAGAACAGGAGUGAUGCAUCAAACCAGGCCAGUGUUUCUUUGAAUGACAGUAUCGUCACAGGUACUAGCCCAGUCGGAGCAGGUACCAGUCUGGCUGGAGCAGGUAACAGCCCAGUUGGAGCAGGUACUAGUCCGGUUGGAGCAGGACCUGAAAUUGAUCAAAUAGCUGAGAUGCUUGUGUCGGCUGAUACAGAUACAAUUAGUAUAGAAGAAAAACACGAGUAGUGUAAAGAUGUGCUCUUUUUGGAUUAGGCCUUCUUUCCCCUUUGCUUGUAGGUAUGGGGGCUUUGUUUUCUGCUGGAUGGAUUUAUGGGCUUACCUUAUAUGCUUGGUGUGUACAAGAAAUCGUUGAGAUCUUAGCCAAGAGACCUUUGGAGCUUUAUGAUCAUGGAUUACAUUGGUUGUAA
Messenger RNA from Argentina anserina (silverweed cinquefoil), 1669 nucleotides. RefSeq lists its product as uncharacterized. The coding region runs from base 189 to 1487 and encodes 432 amino acids. Lineage: Eukaryota; Viridiplantae; Streptophyta; Magnoliopsida; Rosales; Rosaceae. The transcript is spliced from 6 exons. Gene Ontology annotation, cellular component: endoplasmic reticulum tubular network. Gene Ontology annotation, biological process: endoplasmic reticulum tubular network organization. The record is from RefSeq and is a predicted model, not a curated record.